CGUGACGGUGAACGGAUUCCUUUAGUGUCCGGUCCGGCUAGACCGGCGCCUCUGCUGGGGUUAGGGGUUAGAUUCCCUACUCAGUGGAAGAAUGUCCUCUGCUGGGUUAGGGGUUAUAUUCCCUACUCAGUGGAAGAAUUUGUUCACUCAUGUAGCCAAUAACUCUGUUAAUGGAGUCUGUUGAUGCCAUAAUUCUGGCCUGUCUGACCGCCGGCUAUUACCGCUUACUGGUGGACUCCAGGCGCUAUUGGAGAACUUAACAUAAACUUUCUUAAGAGAAAUGUGGGAGGAGAAUGCGGAAGCGAGUCACGAGGCGAGAGUGAAGCAGAACUACCGGGUGAUAGAGUGGACCUACAGCACGCCUUACAAGGCAACAGAGGACCGCGACUGCAGUCAGCGAUGUGGCCAGGACUUCUCGGAAUACCUGGAGAGCUCGGACCUGCAUGGAGAGAGUGUAGCUUGCACAAAACUGAAGCAGGCAUUGGAAGACGACCCCUCCUUAGCUCUCUAUAAUGAAACAAAUGCAGCCGCCACCCACACCCACCACCUCCACCUCCACCACCUGCACCUCCACCACCACCUCCACCGCCAUUAAAGAGGAGCACAGAUACCAGUGGGCAUUUACCGGGCCUGUACCCCUCCAAGAGAAAUCCCUCACUCGAGUCGAGCACAGACAGCCUCAGGAAACUGAGAAGGAGCUGGAGCAGCAUUACAGAUGCAGCCAGAUGGCCCGUGAGCACGGCAGCCCAGAGGAGCUGCUGCUCACUCUGACACAAAGCUUCCACACGCUCUGCUGUCUGACGCAGGCUUGCAUGUCGCUGGUGGAAGGCCUGAGCGCCGAGCGGCAGCGGCGUGAGGUGGUGGCCCGGCUGGACGAGGUCGUCAUGAACUACGUGUGUCUGCUGAAGGCUGCCGAGGCGGCGUCAGGAAGCAACUGCAAUGACCAAAGUGUGAACGCACUGACGCGUCACUCUGCCGCCAUGUCCGUCGUCAUCCACAACCUAACGCACUCAUUGAGAACACUGAUACACAAAGACACGGCCGCUCCGUCUCUGCUCUGCUCUGAGUUUUGAGUUAAAGCCAGACAUGCCAUUGGUUGAAGCCGCCAAUUUGAACUGCGUCGAUAAACGUUGCCUUGUGUUUACAAUACUUAAUUAAGUAAAACAACUCUGUUGAUCAUAUUUAAACAUUUAAACAAUUACCGGUAUACAGAGACGUCUAUAAGAAUAUAAGUUAAACAUGGCAUAUAGUACCCGACACCAAUGCUAGAUGGGAUUAUUUUAUCAAUGACCUUUUGGGGCUUUCCAUGUGGACAGUGAAAUAUUUUAAGGUGUUCUUUAAAUCAAAAAGCAUUCAUCAAUUAUAAAAAUAUCGAGAGCUCUAGAGGCAAAUCAUUGCAAACAAUAUGUUUAAAAGUGUGAUGUUGUUGACUUUUCUGUAGAUUUCAUGAAUACUUUGCCCAUUAUCACUGAGUACUUUCCCUUUUUUGUCAGCACCCUCGUUAAUCAUUUAAACUUACGAAAUUACAAGAGAAUCUUUCUUUGUUUGUCAAUUUAGUUAUUAUGUUACCUUUGAUGAAAAAAACGUGUUAAAAUAAAAUUGCCUAAUAUCAUAUCCUUUAGAGUAGAGUAGAGUAACUAAGAAUGAAACGUUUAAAAUGGAGUACUUAACAUAAACUUUCUUACGAGAAAUGUGGGAGGAAUCUACGAUCCUAUGAUCUAUGUACCCUAAAAGGGAAGUAAAAAAAGCUGCUUUCUGCAAUUUUUGGAAGGUUACAUUUGACGAAGCUGCUGCAGUUUGAUUUAGUGUGUUCUCCCACAAGAGAAUUCAGUUAUUAUCCAGUGCUAUUGAAUUGACCAUUAACAAGGGUUUACUAUUUACAUAAUAUCUUUCGGGUCCAGCAUAUGCACAAUGUGAGUUAUUUAAUCACUCAAUUAUAAAAUUACUGCUCAUAUGCAAUCACUAAAAAUAUAUUUUUGUGAUUCUCCAUUUUUCAUAUGUGUAAUCUAUUAAACGUCUCAUUCGUCUCAUUUAUUUUUUUCAAAAUACAAUAACAUGUAACCAUGAAUUAAAAUUACACUUCAGA
Messenger RNA from Gadus morhua (Atlantic cod), 2086 nucleotides. Its product is annotated as FERM and PDZ domain-containing protein 3-like. The record is from RefSeq and is a predicted model, not a curated record. The coding region runs from base 513 to 1073 and encodes 186 amino acids. The transcript has 4 exons. NCBI's taxonomy places the organism in Eukaryota, Metazoa, Chordata, Actinopteri, Gadiformes, Gadidae.